This is a messenger RNA of Nicotiana tabacum (common tobacco), 735 nucleotides long. Lineage: Eukaryota; Viridiplantae; Streptophyta; Magnoliopsida; Solanales; Solanaceae. The record is from RefSeq and is a predicted model, not a curated record.
AAGAAAAAAAUGAAUUGAAACUUUACUUCUUAUAAAUAACCUUGUAACGCUUUUUCCUCCUUUGAAUUCACACCUUAAAAAACCAUAAAACAUUUGCUUCUUGUCUCUGCAGAGGGAGAGUGAAAACUGCAAAAGAGUUGGAAAAAUGAAGAAAGUUGGGAGGAAUAGAGAAUGGAGGUCUGUUCUUGGAUUGUUGGGCAUUUUACUUCAGCUAUUCUUGCUAAUUGAAUGUGCAGCAACAAGGAGAAUUACCAAGAAGAACAGCCAAUUGGACUUGCAAUCCUUAUACCCUCCAGUACAAUUACAUAAACUGAAUAAUCAUGUGUUGGUGGAUAAUGGCCUGUUCAACAUCACAUUUUCUGUUCCUGGGGGAAUGGUUAUUGCUAUACAAUACAAUGGCAUUGAUAAUUUAUUGGAAAAUGAAAAUAAACUAAACAAUAGAGGGUAUUGGGAUAUUGUUUGGAAUAAAGCAGAAAAACCAGGAAUCAUCUAUGACAAACUUGAAGGAACAAACUUUGAGGUUAUACUGCAAGAUGAAAAUCAAGUAGAGAUUUCAUUCACAAGGACAUGGAAAUCUUUAAAUUCCUCAAGUCUUUCAAUGAACGUUGACAAAAGGUUUAUAAUUCUCCGGGGUAAUAGUGGCUUUUACUCCUAUGCAAUUUUGGAACGCUUGGAAGGAUGGCCAGACAUAGAUGUCUACCAAGGAAGAAUGGCUUUCAAGCUUAAUGAAAAAUU